ACUGUUUUAAACAGAGUUUUAUUUGAAAAGUUUAGUGGAAAUAUAAAAAAAAUAGGUUGAAAAUAUGACUGAUCUCAAUCAACAAAUGAAUAACCUUUCUGUUCAAGGUGACAAUCAACAAGGCCAACAACAAGGCCAGUCUCGUUCGCAAUACGUUCCUCCUCACCUCCGUAAUAGAAGCGGUGGAUCCAGAGGUGGAUUUGGCGGUGGCGGCUAUAGUAAUAAUGGUAAUAACGGUAACCGCCGUUACAAUAACUUUGGCGGUUCAGGCUAUAAUAAUAACUACGGCGGUGGUUACCAAAACCGUCGUGGUGGAUUUAAUGGUGGCUUCGGUGGCCGUGGUGGUGGCCGUGGUGGAUUUGGAAGAAAUUUCCCAAGACCUGGUGUUGGUAGAUGGGUUGAUGGUAAACACGAACCUUCUGCUAAAGAUGAAAAAUUAGAAGUUAGUUUAUUUGGUACCGCGGAUGAUUCUGGUUUCCAAUCUUCUGGUAUUAAUUUCGAUAACUAUGAUGAUAUUCCAGUUGAAGCUUCUGGUGAUAACGUCCCUGAACCAAUUACUGCUUUCACUGCUCCUCCUUUGGAUCCUUUGUUAGUUGAAAAUGUUCAAUUAUCUAGAUUUGUUAAACCAACCCCAGUUCAAAAAUACUCGGUUCCAAUUGUUGCCGCCGGUAGAGAUUUAAUGGCUUGUGCCCAAACCGGUUCUGGUAAAACUGGUGGGUUUUUAUUCCCAGUUUUAUCUGAAUCUUAUAUGAAUGGUCCUGCUCCAAUUCCGGAAUCUACUGGUGCUUUCACUUCUCAUAAAGUUUAUCCAACUACUUUAGUUAUGGCUCCAACUAGAGAAUUGGUUUCUCAAAUUUAUGAUGAAGCAGUUAAAUUUUCUUAUAGAUCUUGGGUUCGUCCUGCUGUUGUUUAUGGUGGUGCUGAUAUCGGUGGCCAAAUCAGAAACUUAGAAAAAGGUUGUGAUUUAUUGGUUGCCACUCCAGGUCGUUUGAAAGAUUUAUUAGAAAGAGGUCGUGUUUCUUUAGCUAAUAUUAAAUAUUUGGUUUUAGAUGAAGCUGAUAGAAUGUUGGAUAUGGGUUUUGAACCUCAAAUUAGAUAUAUUGUUCAAGAUUGUGACAUGACUGAUGUUGCUGAUAGACAAACUUUGAUGUUUUCUGCUACCUUCCCAAGAGAUAUCCAAAUGUUGGCUCGUGAUUUCUUAAAAGACUAUAUCUUCUUAUCAGUUGGUCGUGUUGGUUCUACUUCAGAAAAUAUUACUCAAAAAAUCUUAUACGUCGAAGACGAUGAAAAGAAAUCAGUCUUAUUAGAUUUAUUAUCCUCUAAUGAUAAUGGUUUAACUAUAAUCUUUACCGAAACUAAAAGAAUGGCUGAUAAUUUGGCUGAUUUCUUAUAUGAUCAAGGUUUCCCAGCUACUGCUAUUCAUGGUGAUAGAUCUCAACAUGAAAGAGAAAAAGCUUUGGCUGCUUUUAAAUCCGGUGCUGCUCCUAUUUUGGUUGCUACCGCUGUUGCCGCUAGAGGUUUGGAUAUUCCAAAUGUUUCUCAUGUUGUUAAUUAUGAUUUACCUUCUGAUAUUGAUGAUUAUGUCCAUAGAAUUGGUCGUACUGGUCGUGCUGGUAAUGUCGGUAUCGCUACUGCUUUCUUGAACAGAAACAAUAAAAAUGUUGUUAAAGGUUUAGUUGAAAUUUUAUCUGAAGCUAAUCAAGAAGUUCCAGACUUUUUAACUAAUAUCGCUAGAGAAGGUUCUUUCGGUAAAGGUCCAAUGCGUGGUGGCCGUGGUGGUGGAAGAUCCGGUCCAACUAGAGAUUUCAGAAGACAAGGUGGUGGUUAUGGUUCCGGUGGUUCUAACUGGAACUCUUUUGGCUCUGGCUCUGGCUCUGGUUAUGGUAACUCUGGUUACGGCAACUCUGGUUAUAACAACCGUAGUUACGGUGGUAGCUCUCAAAGCUCAUACGGUAACGCUACUGCUGGUGGUUCCUGGUGGUAAUCUAUUAGAAAAAAGUUAACCUUUUUUUUAAAAAUCACCCCUGUUAUUUU
Messenger RNA from Hyphopichia burtonii NRRL Y-1933, 2034 nucleotides. It is a transcript of the gene DED1, whose product is annotated as DEAD-box ATP-dependent RNA helicase. The transcript has a single exon. Bases 65 to 1984 code for a protein of 639 amino acids. NCBI's taxonomy places the organism in Eukaryota, Fungi, Ascomycota, Pichiomycetes, Serinales, Debaryomycetaceae. Gene Ontology annotation, cellular component: nucleus. The record is from RefSeq and is a predicted model, not a curated record. Gene Ontology annotation, molecular function: ATP binding; RNA helicase activity; RNA binding.